Molecule: messenger RNA, 632 nt
Organism: Etheostoma spectabile (orangethroat darter)
Lineage: Eukaryota; Metazoa; Chordata; Actinopteri; Perciformes; Percidae
Gene: tmem242
Product: transmembrane protein 242
Exons: 4
Coding region: 37-477 (146 amino acids)
Source: RefSeq, a predicted model, not a curated record
CCAUCCGGUCACUUUCCGCAGACGGACUGAAGCAACAUGACAGCUGCAGCUAAUGAAAACAUGACUGUGGAUGUGGGAGAAGGAGCAGAAAUUGACGAUGAGGCCAAACUGCAGAUAUUAAAAGGGGCGGCCUUCCUGACCACGGUGGCGUCUGCAGGGAUGCUGGCGGGGUUCGGCUCCACGCUGGCGCUCGCCAAGAAAAAGAGCCCAGGCUGGUUUAGUAAGGGUGUAACGGCGACGGCGGCGGCCCCGGAGAGCGGCGCGUCCCUGGCCCUCAGAGCGCUGGGUUGGGGCUCUCUGUACGCCUGGUGUGGAGUCGGCCUGCUCAGCGUCACAGUGUGGAAAGUCCUCGGCGUUCACAGCUUGUCAGAGUUCAGACAGAAGAUGCAGUCUUUCUUCCCGUCCAUCCCCAAAACCUCCGAGGCUGCAGCUGGAUCCCAAGAUCUGGACUGGGACUCUGUCUUCAAGUCCAAAUGAUCUGCAGCUGGAUCCCAACAUCUGGACUGGGACUCUGUCUUCAAGUCUAAAUGAUCUGCAGCUGGAUCCCAACAUCUGGACUGGGACUCUGUCUUCAAGUCUAAAUGAUCUGCAGCUGGAUCCAACAUCUGGACCGAGACUGUCUUCAAGUCUAA